GCACUGUGGAAUAUGACGAUCAGAACUACGUGUCGAUUUUCUUGCAGAUGCUAGACGACCCCAAACGCCACGAUGUCGAGCGCUAACACUACACGGUCCAGCGCUUCCUUCGCCAGGAAGUACAAUUCCCUUUCAAUCAUGGACGAAGUCGAAGACGUCGAGUGGUACCAACCGCGUGGAUUUUAUCCGCUAGAUAUUGGUGAGACGAUAAUCGGCAGGUUUAAAGUCGUCCACAAGCUCGGACACGGCGGCAUCGCGACCGUUUGGUUUUGCUGGGAUCUGCAAGAAGACAAAUGGAUAGCGCUCAAAAUCAACUCGGCAAGCCAUUCGUCGGAUGACUGCUCGGACCUGAAGGCGAAUCGAAUGCUCGAAGCUCGGGCCCGAGGAAUCGACGAGCUCGAUGAAAACAAUAUCAUGGUAGCCUCGCAGACUUUCUUUAUAGAAUCUCCCAACGGGAGGCACUUGUGCUCCGUAUUGCCUGUCGCCGGCCCAAAGUUCACAGACUGGGAGGAUAAGAUAGGAGAAGACUUUGGUCGACGAAAGAAAAUAAGCCGCCAAGUUACGAAUGCCCUUGCUUUCCUACACGAAAAGGGAAUAUGUCACGGCGAUUUUAGGCCCGACAACAUAUUAAUGAGGUUGAAACCCGGCUGUCUCGAUCAGAUCGAGUACGAUGAGAUGCAAGUUCUGAUAGGAGAGGCGAACGGAGAACAGCUUCUAGACGGUGACGAGCGAAGCCCACACGCGCCCAAGUGCGCAUACCUACCGUUUAGUUUCAGAAACGGGAAUCUUUCGCACAUGAUAUCGGACGACAUCGCCAUUGUUGACUUUGGCGAAGCGUACGAGGUCGAUAGCCCUCCCGAGAGACUAAAUAUUCCGCUGAACUAUGCCGGGCCCGAAUGGCUUUUUGGCAAACAGACAGGAGUAGGAAACGAUCUCUGGUCUCUAGCUUAUACGCUACUGGAAGUUCAAAUUGGGCCGCUCCCCGGAGAUCUAUGGAAUAUCAUUAGGCGUAUGGAGCGGUAUAUUGGGCCAAUCCCGUCCACCUACGGGCCGGCCGCUGUGAAGCUACUCCACGAUGAAAAGGGCGAUCCGGAUGAGCCGCCGCCAGAUUACGAGGAAGACGAGCCCGUUACCGGAUCGUUAACAGAGCCGCUCAACUUACAGGAGAAGUACGAAGCAACUCAUUCCGAAUUCGAUAAUCCGAUACAUAUCGCGCUGGGAUUAGCCGAUAUGCCAAAGGACGAAAUCCCCAUCUUUGGCGAUCUUCUAGGGAGGCUCUUCAAAUACGACCCUGAGGAGAGGCUUAAGGCGUCUCAGGCGCUAGAGCACGACUGGUUCAAAAAUAUUAAGACUGUCGACGAGACGAGCAUCGAAGAAUUCGAUAUAAUGCCAGCCAUAGACUUUUUAGGCGAGGCUGAUUCAGUUCCGGGUAAGGUAUCAGAGUCGUUAAGCGCAGGAAGUGCUACGCCGCCUAUGAUAGUCACAGAAGUACGCACUGUACAAAUUACGGAAAAGUGUCCUUGGUAUCACGUUGUAGCUACCUGGGCGGCUCCCGUACUGGGGUUAUUAUGCGUGUAUCUGCUAUAUCUUUACACGACUUUGCGGGUCGAUAUGAUAGUUCUCCAGGCAGCUCGAUAGACUAUGUGGUUCUAU
Daldinia caldariorum is the source of this 1653-nucleotide messenger RNA. Its product is annotated as kinase-like protein. Lineage: Eukaryota; Fungi; Ascomycota; Sordariomycetes; Xylariales; Hypoxylaceae. The coding region runs from base 73 to 1638 and encodes 521 amino acids. The transcript has a single exon. Gene Ontology annotation, biological process: protein phosphorylation; regulation of mRNA processing; spliceosomal complex assembly. The record is from RefSeq and is a predicted model, not a curated record. Gene Ontology annotation, molecular function: protein kinase activity; ATP binding.